Apodemus sylvaticus (European woodmouse) is the source of this 870-nucleotide messenger RNA. RefSeq names its product E3 ubiquitin-protein ligase NRDP1-like. Gene Ontology annotation, molecular function: ubiquitin protein ligase activity. Bases 1 to 870 code for a protein of 289 amino acids. Lineage: Eukaryota; Metazoa; Chordata; Mammalia; Rodentia; Muridae. Gene Ontology annotation, biological process: protein ubiquitination. The record is from RefSeq and is a predicted model, not a curated record. The transcript is spliced from 2 exons.
AUGGGGUAUGAUGUAACCCGUUUCCAGGGGCACAUUGAUGAGGACCUUAUUUGCCCUAUCUGCAAUGGAGUCUUGGAGGAGCCAGUGCAGCAGACAUGUCCUGUAGACCAUAGCGUUGUCACAGUUGCCCAUCUGCGUCCUGUACCUCGGAUCAUGCGGAACAUGUUGUCAAAGCUACAGAUUGCCUGUGACAAUACUGUAUUUGGCUGCAGUGCUCGUGUCAGGCUUGACAGCCUCAUGUCCCACCUCAGUGACUGUGAGCACAACCCAAAGCAGCCUGUGACCUGUGAGCAGCACUGUGCCCUGGAGGUGCCCAAAGAUGAACUGCCAAACCACAGUUCCAUUAAGUACCUGUGCUCCAUGGUCCAGCAGCAGCAGACACGCAUCUCAGAGCUGGAGAAAACAUCUGCUGAACACAAGCACCAGCUGGCAGAACAGAAUCAAGACAUUCAGCUGAUGAAGGUGUAUAUGCAAGCCAUCCACAGUGGCAAACCCAACGUUCAGAACCUGGAGGAGAUAAUUGAGUACAAUGAACCGCCUGCAGGAGUGAUCUGCUGUGAAGGGAUGAUCUCCACUCCUGGCACUGUGCUCCAAACUGUAAUCAAGCACUCUCUCGUAGAAAGUGGCUGCCCAGCCUCUACUGUCAAUGAGCUGAUCGAAAGUACCCAUGAAUACAGUGGGCCUCAAGGCCUGACCACACUAGAGACAAGACAGAUGAACCGGCAUAACUAUGAGAACUAUGUGGCCAAGAGCAUCCUUGGCAAGCAGGCUGUAUUGGGAUUGUCCUCCAAGAACCAUCACAUGGGUAACUACGUGGUGCAGGACCCAGGGCUCCUCAUGAUAUUUGCACAUGGUACAGAGGAGAUAUAA